Truncatella angustata is the source of this 720-nucleotide messenger RNA. Its product is annotated as histone H3. The record is from RefSeq and is a predicted model, not a curated record. Gene Ontology annotation, cellular component: nucleosome. The transcript has a single exon. Lineage: Eukaryota; Fungi; Ascomycota; Sordariomycetes; Amphisphaeriales; Sporocadaceae. The coding region runs from base 176 to 547 and encodes 123 amino acids. Gene Ontology annotation, molecular function: structural constituent of chromatin; protein heterodimerization activity; DNA binding.
GCACCACAAUGGCAGAGCAAGCACAGAGGCGUUCCUCAGCUGCGACCGGCGGCUCAGGCCGAGGUCGCGGAGGCGGAGGCAGUCGCGGUCGCGGUGGCGCUUCGAGGAGAAGCGGCGGAGGCUCAGGUGUGCUACGUAAGUUCCCAGCUUCGCUGACGCUGACUGGUGGGCUUCGAUGGCUAACCCUUUCUUCUUCUUCUUUGCAGCGGGAGAUCCAGUACCACAAGGCCGCAAAAGAAGAUAUAGGCCCGGAACAAAAGCUCUGCGCGAAAUCAGGAAGCUUCAAAACAACACCGACCUCCUCUUGCGAAAGCUGCCCUUCGCGCGCCUAGUACGAGAAAUCGCCCUGACAUUCCGGCCACGAGACGAAGGCAUGCGAUGGCAGUCACAAGCCAUUCAAGCAUUACAAGAAGCCGCCGAGGCCUUCUUGGUACAUUUGUUUGAAGAUACGAACCUGUGCGCCAUUCACGCCAAGCGUGUGACGAUCAUGCAAAAAGAUAUCCAGCUCGCUAGACGUAUUCGCGGCGUCUGGGGUGGAAUCGGCUAAGGCUACAUAUCUUUAAGCCAUAUAGGCGGUCUGUGUAUUGGUUUGUCAUUGUUGCAGUUAUAUGGACAUUGCUCCUGGGUCUAGCCGGCGUUCAGGGAAAGUAGGGAAAUCGAGAAAUCGAGUCGAGCAUAUAUCACUAGGGAGGGCGAUUGUGCCUGUUUUUUUUUUUUUUU